AUGUCUCUGGAGGAAGAAGAUGUGCCAGUGGACCUCCCUGACCUGCCGCAAUUCAGUGCAGUGGAGAGUAAUAAGUUGAGUAUUAUUGGGAGAACCUUGAAUCCUGAGAAGCAGAGAAUGAAGGAUCUCAUAUUGGAUAUGCCUAGGAAGUGGCAAGUGUAUGAUCGAGUUCGUGGGGUGGCUCUGUCUCCCUCCAUGUUCCAAUUUACUUUCAAAUAUGAACAUGACUUGGAAGAGGUCAUGCGGAAGCGUGUAUGGACCUUUAACGAAUGGAGUAUCAUUAUUGAUCGAUGGGUGGAGAAACCUCCCGAGGAUUACCUGAAGCAUCUACUCGUCUGGGUUCAGCUUCGGAAUAUUCCUGUGAAUCAUUACACAAAGGAAGCCAUAGAAGCGUUUGCUGAUAACUUGGGGAAGGUUGAUAUUGUUGCUUACGAACCAAGCAAGGCUCAGAGUAAUGACUAUGUCAGAGUCCGCAUUUUCUUUGAUGUGGCGAGACCGGUUCGGAAGACUAAGGUCUUCAAUUUACCAGGUGGGGGCUCCGUGACAAUAAGAUAUGACUUCGUGAGACUGCAGAAGCGGUGCUACCAUUGUCAACGCCUCACUCAUGACAAGGAUAAAUGCCUGAUCCUGAUACAAGAGAGGAAAGAUCAAGCAGUGGUACGACGUCAGAAGGUAAUGUUGGAGAAACAGAUUGAUGAGAUGAAGCUCCAUCAAGAUGACCCUCUCUUCGGGGUUCUAAGUGAUGAACAGGUGGGCCUGGAUAUGGUAACUGGAAGACAUAAAAUCAAUCCAGAGGUUCUACAAAACAUGCGUGAGUACUUACCUGCGCCGGAAGGUGGUGAGAAAAGAGUAAGGGAGGAACGUCAGAGGGAUUUCUUGAGGCUGGAGGCUCCACCUACGGUGACUAGCGAGGUGGAUAAGGACAAAGGACUGGCGUUUGAUUAUUCACUGAAGAAGGUGGAGAAUCAGCUGAUCUUGCGCAAGGAGAAGGACAUAAGAGAUUAUAAUACUCUACAGGAUCUGCGUAGCUCUGUUUCAUCUCCGGCUGGAGGUAGAGUGACGAUGACUGACUCCCCUCUUGAGUUCUUUGAAUGUUCAACGGGUUUUAGCGCUGGUAGCUCAGCUGCUAAAUCUUCCGGGACUUCGAACCUUAGGAGCGGGAAGAGAUUCAGACCUCCAAAGAGGAUGAGAAAGUUCAAAGCAAGAGUAUCUGACCUUGAUAGUGAGGAUGGGAGAAGGAAAGGUAUAGAAGAAGAUGAGGGGAAGCCUCCAUCAAAGAGAAGAGCUGAGUAUGUGGCAGAGGAGUUUAUGAGAGUAGCGAGGAGGUCAAAAUCAGAGGUGGUCCCAAAUGGGGGACUCCCCGAUCAAUAA
This is a messenger RNA of Raphanus sativus (radish), 1371 nucleotides long. RefSeq lists its product as uncharacterized. Bases 1 to 1371 code for a protein of 456 amino acids. The record is from RefSeq and is a predicted model, not a curated record. NCBI's taxonomy places the organism in Eukaryota, Viridiplantae, Streptophyta, Magnoliopsida, Brassicales, Brassicaceae. The transcript has 2 exons.